Messenger RNA from Ilex paraguariensis (yerba mate), 426 nucleotides. The record is from the annotation of a GenBank genome assembly. Lineage: Eukaryota; Viridiplantae; Streptophyta; Magnoliopsida; Aquifoliales; Aquifoliaceae.
AUGGAGGCAUCGAAGUCAAUCGAUACUCUAGAGGCCUUAAUUGAUCAUGAUAUUGAACAGAACUGCGGAAAAAUCUCAAAUAGUAAUUCGAGAGACCUUAUGAGAGUGAAGCGUUCAAUAGACAUGCUCAAGGUAACAUUUGAGCAAAUUCUGAUCCAGAGGGGAAAUUCCAUAAUUGGUCCAUUUUCCAUGGCAUAUGAGCAGGUUUUUGCUCCAUACCAUGGCUGGACUCUUAAGACUGCUUUCUCUACUGCAUUAUAUACCCUUCCUUCACUGGCACAAUUCUUGAAGAAAGUAAAUGAAAGCGAGGCCUCAGCAAUGGUUCAGAUGCAAAACUAUGUAACGGCAUCGGCUCCUGUCAUACAAUAUAUUGAGAACUUAUUUCACUCAGGGGAAUCAGGUGACGUGCUGCUAGGAUUGGCAUAA